Cornus florida is the source of this 1368-nucleotide messenger RNA. RefSeq names its product putative F-box protein At1g47790. The transcript has 2 exons. NCBI's taxonomy places the organism in Eukaryota, Viridiplantae, Streptophyta, Magnoliopsida, Cornales, Cornaceae. The record is from RefSeq and is a predicted model, not a curated record. The coding region runs from base 1 to 1368 and encodes 455 amino acids. Gene Ontology annotation, molecular function: protein binding.
AUGGAAAACGCACAGCCACGCAUGAAGAAGAGAAAGGUAAAUAAAGGGGUGUUUGGGGUUUCAGUUCCACGAGAGAUAAUCUGGGAGAUACUGAAAGAACUUCCUGUGAAAACCUUACUGAGACUCAGGUGUGUUUCCAGGCAGUGGCGCUCCAUAAUUGACGACGAUCCACUCUUCGUUGAGUCGCACCAUAAUCGGUCCAUCACUCGGCCCGACGGCAUCAACCUUCUGUUCCUGACAAAAAGAGAUUGGAAUUGGCAACUCUACUCCCCAGAUCCAAAAGGCGGCCCAGCCCUUCACCUUCUAUCUGUUCCCAUCAAUCUAGACGGGGAAUUUCCUUUGUAUUCCGUCAACGGCUUGAUCUGUUUUGGGAACUGCAUAUGGAACCCUAGCACCAAACAACGCAUAGCAGUUCCAGGCGCUAGGAUAAGGAGUCCAACUAUUGAGAUGCGAGGAGAAAAUCUAUUGAUGGUAAAAUCCUUGUACCUUCUAGGGUUUGAUCCUUCCAGUGGAAAACACAAAGUACUCAACAUUAACCAAAUUACAUCUCAAGACGAAGGUGAUGAGGAGGCCCAAACUCAGUUCAAGGUUUUGACUCUCAGUCGCGGCGGCGCCUCCACCACAUGGAGAGAAUGGAGAGAUAUUAAUGUUGAUAGUGAUACUGAUGAUUCUACUGUUGCAUUCAUGGCGGCAAAUAGCUACUAUUCACCUGGAUCCGGCCCCCCUAAAACAGCCUGUUGUAUCAAUGGUAUUAUAUAUUGCCUAGGAUAUACGUUCCCCCUAAAACAGCAUGUGAUACUGGCUUUCGAAGUUGGACCUGAGAGUUUCAAAAUUAUGCCACUUCCCAAAGGAGCCAAAUCAAUUUCUUUUUUUACAGUCGAAGUAGGAGGAGGACGUCUGGCUUUGAUAAAUCAUGAGGUGACCAAAAUUUGGAUACUAGAAGACUAUGACAAGCAACUCUGGAACAUGCAUACACUCGAAGUCAAUGGCAAAAGAAAAAGAAGUCCAAUACCAAUUGGUAGUACUGGUGGUGGUGAUCUUUUAUUUCAUGAUUUCAAAUCAAUGUUUUUCUAUUAUGAUAUUGAAAGUAAAAGAAUGAGGAGGAAGGACUACUCCGACCUAAAAUUACAAGGAAAUAUGGCAUCAGGGUCCGUCUUCAUCAAGCAUGUACGAUUGGCAACUCAAACCAAUCUGUCCGAGAGAAUUAGAUUUUGGUUUCAACUGUCAAGGAUGCUUGCAAUUGUAGAAGAACAGCAAUUGAAAGGGAGGUUCCUGAAUCUUGUGUUCGUCCACCAGCUAAACCUCCUGAUCAAUCAAGGCCAACCUCAAGGAGAUGAGGUUGGGGCUCAAAGCCAUGUUUACCGAUGA